AUGGCUGACAAUUAAUAAAAUAAUAUAGAGGUUUUAAGUGAGACAAAGAAAGAGGAAACUUCAAAUUAGAUAGAAGAUCAGAUAAAAUCCUCCCAGUCUCCCAGAAGUAUGCACAGCUUCCUCAGCAAUCAAUAAUUUUAACAACAGACUAAUCAGAAACUAUCAGGCACUAGUCUAGUGAGUGUAGGUGCAGGAGGAUACCAUCAACCUAAUACCCUCACAUUACCUAACGGGAUAGUCCCUCCUUCAGCCAGUUUUAGAGAAGCAUAUGCUGCUCAGUAUGCUCAAGCCAUAUACCCACCACCAAAUGUGGUUAAAAACAUUGCUCAAUUCCCAGGAUUGUAAUAUCCCGCAAAUUAAUAUGCUGCUUAGCUCUACCCACCACCUCAUCUCGCAGCCGUAUAAAAUCCCCUGACAAAGCAGACUAGUGAGGGACUAGGUUCAUCAGUUGUUGACACUCCUAAAGCCUAAACAUUACCAAUGGAUGCUCCAAGACAAUAUGCUACACCUCAGAACAUAUAUCCUCCCAAUUUCACUGGUAGACCUUAAGGAUAUGCAAUGAACUCUUAGCAUAUUGUUCCUAAUUCUGAAAUAUGCGGAGUUUGCGAGAAACCAGGUGGUAGCAUAAGAUGCAUAUCAGCAUGCAAAAAAUAUUUUCAUAAAGAAUGUACUGAGAAAAUGGCAGUAAAAACGAUACAUCAAUCUGACAAUACACAAUCACCUCACUAAAAAUCAAAUUCAUCAACAAAUAACAACAGUGCUAAUUACUAUAUUCAUUGUGAAAAUUGUCUGACCAGAAUACAGAAGUGCCAACAUUGUUAGCAAUAAGGUUAACUAGGCCUAUCAAUGAACAAAUGUGGAGAAAAAUAAAAUCUUCCAGAGAGUAUCAAAUCUCAAUUAAAGUCUCCAAUUUUCAUCUGUGGAUCCCAUCAUUGCCAUAAUUGUGCAGAGCCAUUUAGGACAGAUGAUUUAAUAAUUAGAUGCUUAAAAUGUGUUACAGCUUAUCAUGAAAAUUGCAAAGAAGGAACUCGAGUUCACUUUAUUACUCAGAAGCAAUUUAUUUGUGACACUCACAACUUAACCGAGAUCAAUACAAAAUCUAUUAACUAUUAAAAUACCAAUGGGGAGACUAUCGGCAGAGAAAGAUUAGGUUUACCUCCAAUUUCAUAAAUUAAACAGCAAUCUUUAUAAUAGAUAGGGGAAGAAUCAAAAGAAGCACCAGAUCUAUAAAAAUCAAAUGAGCAGCAAUAGAAAGACAAUGUAGCCUCCUAAGAUUAUUAGAAAAUGAGAUAAGGUUUAGGAUAAAUUUUGGAAUCAGGAGAGCUUCUUUAAGUCUAGAGACAAGGUGAAUAGGCCAAUCUUAACACUUCAAUCUUUAAAAAUACUUUAUAAGGCCCACCACAAGGACCUCCUCUUAGUACAUAAACGGCAGCUUAAUGGAAGAGACUUGACCCUAGUGAGACCAUGAGCUAAUAAAUGAUUGAAAGAGACAGUUUAGAAGAAUAACCAGAUAUCACUAAAACUCAGUAGGAGCAGGAAUAAUAAGUUAUUGAAAAAGAGAGUUAGGCAAAAGGUGAAUAAGAGGAAGAUGAGCAGAAAAAAUUAGCAAGAAUUAUUAAAAAAUACUAGAAAAUAGACUCAAUAAUUAAGAGGCAGAAGGUAUUGCAGGAUAAAAAAUACUAGCAAUUUAUCAAAUACUCAAAAGGGGAGCAUGACUAGAAUUAGUUAGUGCAAAUGUUCGAAUGA
This is a messenger RNA of Stylonychia lemnae, 1746 nucleotides long. The record is from the annotation of a GenBank genome assembly. NCBI's taxonomy places the organism in Eukaryota, Ciliophora, Spirotrichea, Sporadotrichida, Oxytrichidae.